GGUGGGCGUGGCCACGAAGCGACGCAAGGAAGACGGGUCGCGGGGCGGUGGGGCCGCGCCUGCGCAGGCCGCCCCGCUAUGGCGGCCGCCUGAGCGCCGUGGUGAGAGGCUUGGGUGUGACUUCGGGCUGCGGCCGGCGGCGGGUGCUGCCGUCCAUGGUCACUGUGGAGCCCGGGCCAUGGUCACUGGCUCCCGCACCGGCCAUGGACGAGAUCACCUUCAGAAGCGACACCGUGCUGUCAGACGUCCACCUGUACACCCCGAACCAGAGGCGCCUCAUGGUGCGGCUGAACGGCAUGGGGCAGCCGGUCUUCCUGUCCCAGUUCAAGCUUCUAUGGGACCGAGACUCUCAGACUGACUCGGGGGCCGAGGGUGGCGACCACACAGAGGGGACCCCUCCCGCCGGCGCCAUCUGCAGCCGCAUGGGGGCCUCCCUCCAGGCGGGGGCCAGCACCACCAGCCCAGAAGGGUUGGCGGCUCAGCUGGAUGAGGAUGGGGACUUGGACGUCGUGAGAAGACCCCGGGCUGCCUCCGCCUCCGAGCCACCGGGGCCUCCGAGAGACAAGGUACAUCCCACCAUUCUAACGCAGGAGGAAGACGACGUCCUGGGAGACGAAGCCCCAGAGAGCAGCCCCUACAAUGUCAUCAAAAUAGAGCACACCAUGGCCACCCCCCUGGAGGAUGUUGGCAAGCAGGUGUGGCGGGGUGCCCUGCUCCUGGCAGACUACAUCCUGUUCCAGCAAGACCUCUUCCAGGGUCGCACAGUGCUGGAGCUCGGGGCGGGCACUGGGCUGGCCAGCAUCAUCGCAGCCACUGUGGCGCAGACCGUGUAUUGUACAGAUGUCGGUGCAGACCUUUUGGCCAUGUGCCAGCGAAACAUCACCCUCAACAGCCACCUGCUCGCCUCUGGAGGCGGUGUGGUUAAGGUCAAGGAACUGGACUGGCUGAGAGACGACCUCUGCACGGACCCCGAGGUCCCCUUCAGCUGGUCCGAGGAGGACAUCUCCCACCUGUACGGCCACACCACCAUCCUGCUGGCGGCCGAAGUGUUUUAUGAUGACGACCUAACUGAUGCUGUGUUUAAAACCCUCUCCCGACUGGCCCACAAGCUCAAGAAUGCCUGCACCGCCAUCCUCUCGGUGGAGAAGAGGCUGAACUUCACGCUGAGGCACCUGGACGUCACGUGCGAGGCCUACGACCACUUCCGCGGGUGGCUGCGGCGGCUGGAGGGGCUGGCGGGCGGGCGCCUGCGCUUCGCGGUGGAGCCGGUGGACGCCUCAUUCCCGCAGCUCCUGGUGUACGAGCGCAUCCAGCAGCUGGAACUCUGGAAGAUCUUUGUGGAACCAGUAACGGACCCCAUCAUGUCUGUAGACACAGCUUCUCAACCAUUCUCGUGACAUUUCUAAUAAAAUUGAAAGCUCACAAAGUCA
This is a messenger RNA of Bubalus bubalis (water buffalo), 1430 nucleotides long. It is a transcript of the gene METTL22, whose product is annotated as methyltransferase 22, Kin17 lysine. Gene Ontology annotation, molecular function: protein methyltransferase activity. Lineage: Eukaryota; Metazoa; Chordata; Mammalia; Artiodactyla; Bovidae. Gene Ontology annotation, biological process: protein methylation. The transcript has 11 exons. The record is from RefSeq and is a predicted model, not a curated record. Gene Ontology annotation, cellular component: nucleus. The coding region runs from base 156 to 1397 and encodes 413 amino acids.